This is a messenger RNA of Coccidioides immitis RS, 744 nucleotides long. RefSeq lists its product as uncharacterized. The transcript has 5 exons. Lineage: Eukaryota; Fungi; Ascomycota; Eurotiomycetes; Onygenales; Onygenaceae. Bases 1 to 744 code for a protein of 247 amino acids. The record is from RefSeq and is a predicted model, not a curated record.
AUGAAAUCAGUUGAUAAUAAUGAAUCACAACAGUAUGAAGAGCCUGAAUUCAAACUCUGGUUACAGAUUAUAUUACAUCCAGUGCACCCAGUUAGCAAUGGAGAUUCCAAUUUUCAUUUACAACUAGAGGAUUCAUUAAGUAACCAGUCAGCUGAGAUCUACAUCCCAACUACAAUAAAUGAUCUGUUGGAGGUUCUAGUCCAUGUGCAUGUGGAGCCUGAUGAAAUGCUGGAUCACUUUACACUCACUUUAGAAUUAUGGUGCAAAAAAUCAGAAAUAUCUCACCAAUACUAUGAGACAUCUCUCACAUUUAAUUUAUUCUUUCAGAAUCCUGUGGCUCUUUUGUCAUUACUGGCAAGGUCUCCUGUAUUUCACAAGAAGAUACAUAUUGAACAUCAGUCUUUUCUUCCAAUUUUGUUUGUUUCAGAUAUAAUAAUGCUGCAUAGACUGGCCUGCACAAAACUCAGUGAAAUUGUUCUUAUUAUCCAGUAUACUAUUACUGCCAGCAGCUUUGAUAAAAGAAUUCAUUUACUGAGAUCUCUGCUUUGCCUGAACAAGCUGCUCUUACUGGAAGAUCAGAAAACUCACAUCAUACAUGAAGAUAAUAUUCUAGCUCAACUGGAUGUCUAUCUUGACUACACUUUUAACAGAUUAGGUAGCUAUAAACCCUCAGAAAUAAAUGAGUUCUUUGUACAGCAACUCUAUCAAGAGAACUAUAUCUAUUCUCUUCCUGCUGUUCAUUGA